ACGCAGAAAUCUCUCGUCGGCCAUAACGUUCCUCAAACAUAUUUUUUUGAUUUUAUAUCUCUAAUUCUUAACACCUUCCGUUUCUGGUCUGAAUUCCGAUACCCCCUCCUGGUUAAUCCUCUUCUUCAUCGUGCAUCCAAAACCCAAAUAAAAAUUUCCCAUCUUUAUUUCCAUCUUCCAUUUUUCCUCUUUCGGAGGAGGAGAAGAGGGGGGAAAAAGAUCGUCUUUUUUCCUCCAGGAUUGAAGAUAUCUUUCUUUGUUGCUUGAUUAAAGAAAGCACCCAUUAAAGCCAAUCCUCCUCCUCUCUCUCUCCUUUACCUUUAAUUUCCUUCUUUCGUGUGAUGUGCUAGAAAGAUCUCAUUUCUUCUUCAUUGGGUUUAUCGUAUUGGAGAAGUGGAGAUUAGAUUGACAUUUGAGAUAAGAAGCUAAAAAAUCUCGACGUGCACAUCUCAGAAGAAGGAAAUCGUCAUCUUUUUUGAAGCCUUCAAGAUUGAUUGACUGUUUCACGGUCUGAAUUCUCCUCCGGGUAUUACCAAUUCUGUAAAGAAAGAUGUUUGGAACUCAUAACAAGAGGGGUUUAUCCUCUGAAUAUCAAUCUCAUGUUAACAUACUAAGGCCAAGCAUCCACGCCAGGAGGGCUAACCUAACUGUAAAGUUCCAAGAUAUUUAUGGAUUUACAGUUGAAGGAAAUGUGGAUGAUGUGAAUAUACUGAAUGAGGUUAGAGAGAAGGUGAGGAAACAGGGUAAGGUUUGGUGGGCCUUAGAAGCUAGCAAAGGUGCUAAUUGGUAUCUUCAAGCUCAUUUCUCAUCAACCCUAAAGUUUUCAACUUUAGCCAAUGCAGUUACCUUGAAGAGGCUCAUUAGGAAGGGUAUCCCACCCGUUCUAAGGCCUAAAGUCUGGUUUACCCUGUCUGGAGCAGCAAAGAAGAAAUCAACGGUGCCUGAAAGCUAUUAUGAUGAUCUUAGCAAGGCAGUUGAUGGUAAGAUCACACCUGCAACGCGACAGAUUGAUCAUGAUCUACGAAGAACAUUCCCAGGUCACCCUUGGUUAGACACACCGAAAGGUCAUGCUGCUCUUAGACGUGUUCUUGUAGGGUAUUCUUUCCGUGAUUGUGAAGUUGGUUAUUGUCAGGGAUUAAAUUAUAUUGCAGCUUUCUUGUUGCUGGUGAUGAAAACAGAAGAAGAUGCUUUCUGGAUGUUAGCAGUUCUUCUUGAAGACGUUUUGGUAAAUGAUUGCUACACGAAUAACUUGUCGGGUUGUCAUGUUGAACAGAGAGUGUUCAAGGAUCUUUUAGUUAAAAACUGUCCAAGGAUAGCUAAUCAUUUGGAAGCUCUAGAAUUUGAUGUAUCACUUGUAGCCACUGAAUGGUUCCUUUGCCUCUUCUCCAAGAGUUUGCCAUCAGAGACAACUUUGAGAGUAUGGGAUGUUCUUUUCUAUGAGGGGGCAAAGGUUCUUUUUCAUGUUGCCUUGGCAAUCUUCAAGAUGAAAGAGGAUGCUGUGCUUGGGGCUCACCAUGUUGGAGAUGUGAUAAACAUACUGCAGAAUACAAGCCAUCAUCUAUUUGAUCCUGACGAGUUAUUGACGGUUGCUUUCGAGAAAAUUGGAUCUAUGACAACCACCACAAUAUCAAAGGAAAGGAAAAAACAGGAACCGGCUGUGAUGGCAGAGCUGGAUGAAAGGGAGAGACGGUUAAAUUCAUUGAGAGGGGGCGGUGUGAGAUGAGGAACCAAAUAUCAAAUAUCUCGAUCUUCUAGUGGUCUUCUUGAUGAGGAAAUUAUUAUUAAGAAGAAGAAGAAGAAGAGCAGCAAGUCUACAUGUUCUGUGUAAAGAACACAAAUUAAGCAAGAAAGAAAUACAAUUUUCUGACCUUGUGUAAUGAGAUUUCAUUUUGCUUUUGCCUGGUUAGAAGAUGAUCUCGAUCAUGAGUCCUCUCAUCCAGGUCAUUGUUUUACAUCUUGUUUGAGAUUUGAUCGAAUAAUUUAUACAUGAAUAAUUAGCUAGAA
This is a messenger RNA of Impatiens glandulifera, 2004 nucleotides long. Its product is annotated as growth hormone-regulated TBC protein 1-like. Bases 551 to 1723 code for a protein of 390 amino acids. Lineage: Eukaryota; Viridiplantae; Streptophyta; Magnoliopsida; Ericales; Balsaminaceae. The transcript is spliced from 8 exons. The record is from RefSeq and is a predicted model, not a curated record.